Messenger RNA from Rhizophagus irregularis DAOM 181602=DAOM 197198, 679 nucleotides. RefSeq lists its product as uncharacterized. Lineage: Eukaryota; Fungi; Glomeromycota; Glomeromycetes; Glomerales; Glomeraceae. The record is from RefSeq and is a predicted model, not a curated record.
GCUUGAUUUGUUUUUAUAUAUUGAAUUUAUCUCUUAUCACCGUUGAAAAAAUUGUUCAUCAAUAAAUAAUAACAAAAAAAAAUAAAGAAAAUGUCAACAGGGAACUCGCAAGUUAAAGCUAAGACUCCAGCUAAGACUUCAGCUAAAACUCCAGCCAAAAUACCAGCCAAAACUCCAGCUGAAGUCUGGGUCUUAUCGAUGUUUUUUUCUCCAUAUAAAGCUGUUGAAUAUUCAAUUGAAUGUCGCUGCUUUGUCUCCAAGAAACUAGCUCAAGAAGCAAUGAGAAGAGAAGCACGACGAAUAUACAAAAAUUCAGAUUGUAUUCAAAAAGCUAGAAACAAAUACUAUAGGGAGCACGAAACGGAAAUACACUUUAGCGAAAGCGAAAAUGGACCUGAUUAUAAUAGAAAGUUUAGUUAUUGUGAAAUUAAAUCUGCAAAAUUGGAAGACAAAGAAAGUGGAGAUGAAGUACCUUCAAGUACAGAUGAAGAUAGCGAUGAAUAUUGAAUAAGCUUAUAUACGUAAAAUUUUACAGCAUAGUUGCUAAAGUUGCUCAUCAGUUACGCAAUACUCACAUUUACAGUAUAUAACAAAGCACUAAAGAAAAAUAUUGUAAUGAUAAAUUUCUUAUUAAAAUAAAGUUCACUCAAUUGUAAACCACCGGUUAAUAUAAUCACAU